CUUCUCAAUCCACCGAAUAACUUGACAACCUCUGUUUACUUGUUUCCCUAGCCCUUUCAAUCUCUUCUAUGGCUUUUCUUCGCUUGAAUUGGACUGAUUUCCUUCUUCUACGCCGCUCUCAUGCAUCAAAAUGACAGGUACAAUCUUGCUCCCAGGUACCUAUCAGGUAACCUCACUUUCACGGACCCCAUUUGCCAUUUCUCUGUCCUCUUUUUCAAUGGUGGCAAUAAUUCGAAGCAGUGCUGGCUGUCAGGUGAACAUUCUGUGACAUACUAUGGCCGGUCCGUUAAGAUAUCUUCGUAUCUAAUUGCUGGUGGAGUUUAUUAUGGGUAUCUCAACGAUUUCAAGAAUGACCCCCACGCCUUCAAGGAUAUGAGUCAACAAGCAUAACUACGGCUCUGGAGCAAUCAUGGUUCAACCUUAAUACGAAAGCGUACGAAGACAACCUCCGACGGGGCCCUAUAUCCGAAGCC
This is a messenger RNA of Aspergillus uvarum CBS 121591, 473 nucleotides long. RefSeq lists its product as uncharacterized. Lineage: Eukaryota; Fungi; Ascomycota; Eurotiomycetes; Eurotiales; Aspergillaceae. The transcript has 4 exons. The record is from RefSeq and is a predicted model, not a curated record. Bases 121 to 390 code for a protein of 89 amino acids.